CUCCUCCCUGCCCCCCCACCCUGUCCCCGGGUCCAUCGAGCAGCAGCAGAAGGGACAUUUCUUUUUGUCUGUGCUGGACUCGGCUUCGCAUCCUCUCCCGGGGCUCCGCUGGUUUUUGCAGGAGCGACACAGAACGCAGAUCUCCAUGCAGCCGGAUAUUUAACCUGCUUUUUUUUGUUUGUUUUUGCUCUUUUCUCUCAAAGAGCUUUUUAUUUUAUUUGGGGGGUGGGUGGGUUUGUUUUUUGGCACCAUGGAGUCGGUGGAGAAGGAGUGUGGAGCGCUGGGUGGAUUAUUCCAGGCCAUCGUGAACGACAUGAAGAGCUCGUACCCUGUGUGGGAAGACUUCAGUGCCAAGGCCACAAAACUGCACUCUCAACUCAGGACCACAAUUCUGGCAGCAGUGGCCUUUCUAGAUGCCUUUCAGAAGGUGGCGGACAUGGCCACCAACUCCCGAGGUGCCACCAGGGACAUUGGCUCCGCCCUGACGAGGAUGUGUAUGCGACACCGCAGCAUCGAGGGAAAAUUGCGCCAUUUCACCAAUGCUCUUAUGGAAGGUCUGGUUACUCCGCUUCAGGACAGAUUAGAGGAAUGGAAGAAGACGGCAAAUCAGCUGGACAAAGACCACGCCAAAGAAUACAAGCGCUCUCGUCAGGAGAUUAAAAGGAAGUCGUUGGACACCAUCAAGCUCCAGAAAAAAGCAAGAAAAGGCCGAGGCAACCUGCGCCCCCAGCUGGACAGUGCCAUGCAGGACGUGAGUGACCUGUACCUGCUGAUGGAGGAGACGGAGAAGCAGGCGGUGCGCAGAGCGCUGCUGGAGGAGAGAAGCCGUUACUGUUCCUUCAUCACCCUGCUGCAGUCUGUGGUGACGGUGGAGAUCGCCAUGCUGGGAGAGAUCACACACUUACAGCCCAUAGUGGACGAUCUCACUGGUUUGACUGAAGACCCACACAAGCUGCCGCCGGCCAGUGAGCAGGUGAUCCGGGACCUGAAGGGCUCAGACUACAGCUGGUCGUACCAGACCCCCCCCUCCUCCCCCAGCAGCGCUAACUCCAGGAAGAGCAGCAUGUGCAGCCUCCUCCAGAUGCCCUCUGCAGGAGCCCAUCGGCUCAGCAGUGUGUCCUCCCACGACUCUGGCUUUGUCUCCCAGGAUGCCAACACCCACUCUAAGCCUCCGUCGCCCAUGCCGUCUGAUAUCACCAGCCAGAAAUCAACAAGCUCAGCCUCCUCUGAGGCUUCAGAAACCUGCCAGUCUGUCAGCGAGUGCAACUCUCCUACGGCGGACUGGGCCAAACUGAGUUCCUGCGAGCCGUCGCUGGCCAGCACUCUGCAGCGUAGGAGGGAGUCUGUGGAGAAGAUGAGAGACCUGGAGGCUUCGCCCGGUCCACAUGGGUAUUCUGGGAUGCAACCAGAUGAUUCACACCGAGGUCGACUCGGCCCAGCCAGCAAGCAUGGCGAGCCCCUCUCUCCAGCAGCCAGCUCUCUAGCGAUGGUCCUGACCAGAGGCCUGAGUAUGGAGCAGCAGCAGAAGAGCAGCCGUGACUCUCUGCAGUACUCGAGCGGCUACAGCACUCAGACCAACACCCCGUCCUGCUCCGAGGACACCAUCCCCUCACAAGGUUCAGAUUAUGAGUGCUACUCACUCAAUGGGGAUGCUGACAGCGAAGGGCAGGCAGACUUUGACAAGUCCUCCACCAUCCCACGCCACAGUAACAUUGCUCAGAGCUACCGACGCAUGAUCCAGACCAAGAGACCUGCCAGCACGGCCGGUCUGCCGGCAGGUAAGACCCUGCAGGGGACCCCCAAUGGAGCUGGGGGGAGCGGCUCGGGAGUCAUCACCUCGGGGACAGCCACGAUUCGCCGGACACCAUCCUCCAAAACCGGCGUGAGACGCACGCCGUCCACAUCCGGCCCCAUUCCCAUUCGGCCCCCCAUCGUGCCGGUUAAAACCCCCACAGUACCAGACUCUCCGGGGUAUGGGAGCCCGUCACUGCAUGGGACGGGCAGCGAGGAGUUCCUGUACGGUGAUGACCUCUCUGCUCACGACUACAUGAGGGCUUCUCCAAAGCGGAUGAGCCUCCCUGACACAACUUGGGGCUUGGGAGGAGGAGGGGGAGGGGGGGACAGGACUGUCUAUGCCCAGCAGGCUGCUGGCAUGGCCGCCCACUGUGCCGAGGAGGACCCUCUGCUCGCUGCCAACCGCCACAGCCUGGUGGAGAAGAUAGGGGAGCUGGCAGCGAGCGCCCACGCCCUCGGUGAGGGUCAGUUCCCCUUCCCCAGCUCGCUGCUGGGGGGGGCGGCUCAGCACGCGCCCCAGGAUCUGUCCUCCGUGACCCAGGAGGACUUGGACGUGCUGGUGUCGAUACGCCGCGGAGUGAGGCUCCGCAAGACGGUGACUGACGACAGGUCGGGCCCCAGGAUCCUGCGGUAGCGGGAGGAGAGGAAGGCUGUGAAGCAGCUGUGUCCUUAUCUGACUAAACUGAAGCUUUGUAGUAAAAUGCAACAGCGCUCAUGUAAUACAUGAACUGAGGCACAAGGAGGAUGUAACAUGUGGUGAAUGAAGGCCAGUUGACUGACGUGAUGAGUGACCACCAACUAUGUCAAGUCAUUUCAUUUUAUGUCAUGUAUGUAUCGUGUACGUACAAAGUAAUCCAUAUUUUUUGGUUUUUAUUCUUCUGUUGUUUUUCUGUGUGGCUGUGCGUCUCUGCUCCCUGUGUGACCGGUAGUUCGAUCCCCGUCUGUCCCCUUGGACCCAGUGGCCGAGACGUCACGGGUUUGAACGCUGUGUGUCCUUGUUCUUGCUCUUAUGAUUAUUAUAAUAUUGUGCGUUUCUCUGACCACGGCGACCUGUCUGUGUGAGCCCGUCUGUGUGUGUUGUGUUUCUCAUCAUUACUGUACAAGUACCGUAUUACUGUUUUGUUUCAUAAGCUGAACAGCAGCUGUGUAAGUCAUGUAAAAUAGGAGCAAUAUGGCAGAGUUUUUAUUGCUGUACUGUACUGUCAAUAUAUUCUGCAAUUAAACAGGCUUUUUAUUGUUAA
Molecule: messenger RNA, 3035 nt
Organism: Limanda limanda (common dab)
Lineage: Eukaryota; Metazoa; Chordata; Actinopteri; Pleuronectiformes; Pleuronectidae
Gene: mtss1la
Product: MTSS I-BAR domain containing 2a
Exons: 14
Coding region: 251-2428 (725 amino acids)
Biological process (GO): cell projection assembly; plasma membrane organization
Cellular component (GO): cytoplasmic side of plasma membrane; actin cytoskeleton
Molecular function (GO): phospholipid binding; actin binding
Source: RefSeq, a predicted model, not a curated record